Molecule: messenger RNA, 1323 nt
Organism: Chaetomium globosum CBS 148.51
Lineage: Eukaryota; Fungi; Ascomycota; Sordariomycetes; Sordariales; Chaetomiaceae
Exons: 2
Coding region: 1-1323 (440 amino acids)
Cellular component (GO): cytoplasm
Source: RefSeq, a predicted model, not a curated record
AUGCCGGCCAUCGAAUCAUCGGCAUCCCUCGGGGUCGCAGAAGGGGAACUGCCAUUUCCACCUGUCGCAAGGGAGCACAUCCUCCAUUGCUCUUACGACUACUGGUUUCCGAAAUACCGCACUUCCUGCAUCCGCUCCCGUAUCAUCCCCCUAACCCCCGACUUCGCCGCUUGGCUACACGAAGACGGCAUCCUCCUCGCCGACGAGGACAACAAGAACGAUGACGAUGAGACAGCGACUUCCGACAACGGCGACGAUGACUGGGAGCCUUCCUUUUCGACCUCCUCACACCCACCACCGCCCCGCGACGAGAACGACGUGUCUGAUUCCGACUCGGAACCCGACGAGAACCAACCAGCGCGCCAACCCCCAGACGUCCGUUUCCCCGCCCUUCACGCCGAGAUAACCUCCGCCAUCAGCGCCCUCGGUGGCGCAGUAGCUCCCAAACUCAACUGGUCCUCGCCUAAGGACGCCACCUGGAUCUCGCGCCACCCCAACACCAUGAAAUGCACCUCAGCCAACGACGUCUACAUCCUCCUCAAGUCCUCCUCCUUCAUCUCCCACGACCUCGACCACGCCUUCGACGACACCGUCCCGGCAUCUACCCCCUCAACCACCACAAACAACACCACCAACCCCGAUUUCAAACCCGUCCUCGUCCUCCGCACCUUCUUCAACCCCCUCCCAUCCCUCGAAUUCCGCUGCUUCGUCAAGGCGCGCACGCUCAUCGCCAUCAGCCAGCGCGACCUCAACUACUACGCCUUCCUGGAUGCGCUGCGCCCACAAAUCGCUCAGCGCGCGCAGGAGCUCUUCCGCAAGAUGCGCUUCACCUUCCCCGACGGCAACUUCGUCUUCGACGUGUACAUCCCCGAGGCGGAUUACGACGAUCGCAACGACGACGACAACGAUGACAACAACCAAGCCUGGGGCGAGAGGAAGGUGCUGGGCCGGGCGCGGCUGAUCGAUGUGAAUCCCUGGGCGCCGCGGACGGAUACGCUGCUCUUUGAUUGGGGGGAGUUGCUGGGGCGGGAAGUUGCGCGGCCGUUGUUGGGGUCUGUGGAGGGGUUGCAUGAGGAGGAAGAGGAGGAGGAGGAGGAGGAGGAGGAGAGUUUGACGACGGAUGAGGAUGAGGAGAACACGGAGGAGGAGCCCGAGGUGAGGCUGGUGGAGCACGACGAUCCGGCGGCGUACAACUUUAGCUCGCCGCAGUACUCGGCGCACAAGCUGCCCAAGGAUGUGGUUGAUGCGAGCUUGGCCGGGCAGGGCGGGAUUAGAGAAUUCGCGCAACGGUGGCAGAGGAUUACUGAGGGGAGGGAGAGGUAG